AUGACUCAGCGCAAAAUCAGCCCGUCUUCCAAACUGAAUCCAUUCAGUGACCGGGCCGUCCGGGUUGAGGACGAUAGCGCCUGCAAUAAUGGCACCAAGGCCGGUAGCACCUCGCACAAUAAGAUAGAUAAUAUUAGCCCAGCUCAAGGCGCUGCUGGCCAAUUCCUAGCUUCGUUGGAGCCUAAUGAUCGACGGAUUGCCAAUCAGUUUGAUAGCAAAUGCGUGCUUGAGAGCGCUGUGGUUGGAAGUGAUCAUGAGAAGGCGGAGCUUGUCCUAGAGGAGCGAAAAUGGUCUGAAAAUGAAGCACGUGUCGGCAGCACAGGUGUGUUCCUUAGCGAACGAUGCUGGGCCGAGAUUGCAAGAGUACUUUCGACAUAUCCUGGUGAUUCUGUCAAUAACGGAGAUGAAAUGCUUCACUCUACUGAAUACAGUAACCAUAAAGCCCGAGUCCACAGCUUUGAAGAAAACUUUCCGACCAAUGCGUCUAUUCACGGAGAUGAGGCUGAGUACGUUGGCCAUUUCGGCAGCCGCGAUGUUGAGGGUCGAUCAGAUGGAAACGCCUCCGCAUUCAAUUCUGGGAAUAUGUUUAAAGACCUAGAUACCCGAGAGCAAAUGGUUGAGAAAAGCAAGGAUCGCAAAAUGGAAGAAGUGGACGUUCUACCAGUUUCCAGCGGUCGCAAGCGAUGGCUCUUUAUCCUCCUGGAGCAUUUCGGAAAGCUCAAGAAGUGA
Talaromyces atroroseus is the source of this 729-nucleotide messenger RNA. RefSeq lists its product as hypothetical. NCBI's taxonomy places the organism in Eukaryota, Fungi, Ascomycota, Eurotiomycetes, Eurotiales, Trichocomaceae. Bases 1 to 729 code for a protein of 242 amino acids. The record is from RefSeq and is a predicted model, not a curated record. The transcript has 4 exons.